Fonticula alba is the source of this 3827-nucleotide messenger RNA. RefSeq lists its product as hypothetical. Gene Ontology annotation, molecular function: actin filament binding. Bases 96 to 3695 code for a protein of 1199 amino acids. NCBI's taxonomy places the organism in Eukaryota, Rotosphaerida, Fonticulaceae. Gene Ontology annotation, biological process: actin cytoskeleton organization. The record is from RefSeq and is a predicted model, not a curated record. The transcript is spliced from 4 exons.
CCCGGACAUCCAUGGUGAAACCCCGUUACCUGCUCUUUGAAACUUGCUUGUGUCUGUACACUCGUUUCUAAGGCGAAUUCCCUUACCACUUCAAGAUGUCUCACAGCGAGGACGUUCAGAAGCGCACCUUCACCAACUGGGCCAACAACUACCUCAACGACCGCGGUUAUGAGAUCAAGGACCUCUUCACCGACCUCGAUGAUGGUCUGAUGCUGAUCAACCUUCUGGAGAUUAUCUCCUCCAAGAAGCUUGGCCGCUACAACCGCAAGCCUUCGCUCAAGUUCCAGAUGGGUGAGAACCUGACCCUCUGCUUCAGCUUCCUGGCUUCGGAGAACAUCAAGCUGGUCAACAUCAACAACGAGGAUAUCUGGGACCACAACCCGCGCCUGAUUCUCGGUCUCCUGUGGACCAUCAUUCUGCGCUACCAGGUGAACCGCGUGUCGGCCACCGCCGAGGGCCCGGCCGCCACCAGCGCCAAGAACGCCAUCCUCCAGUGGGUUUCUUCGCGCUCUCGCGAGGACGUCAAGUCUUUCUCCGACUUCAACGACGGUCGCAUCCUCUCCAAGCUGGUCAACCACCUGUCUCGCCUGGCCGGCCAGGAGCGCCCCUUCGAUGUGGACGCCCUCGACACCGCCGAUGGCUUCGGCAACAACGAUGCCGCCAUCAAGAAGGCCGAGGAGGCUCCCCUUGGCAUCCGCGCCCUCAUCGACGCCGAUGUCCUGGUCACCCCGAAGCCCGAUGACAUGUCCUGCAUGACCUACAUCUCUGCCUACAUUGCCAAGGAGAAUGAGCUGCUCGGUGGCCGCCCCUGGAACCCGGAGGACAGCCUGGACCUGCAGUACACCGUCUCCGGCCCGGGUGUCAGCUCCCCGGUCGACGAGCAGGCCGACACUUAUGUCCUGAUUCUCAUCAAGGACUCCGACGGCAAUGUCGUCACCUCUGCCCCGGAGGAGCAGCCCGCCUCUCCGGGCGCCACCACCGAGGGCGAGGGCUCCCCCGAGGUCCCUGCCGAUGAUGGUCUUACUCCCGUCGCCGCCCCGGUCUCCGCCGCCAGUGUCCAGGUUGAGGUCUUCAACCCGGAGGGUGACCAGCUGUCUGUCGCCCCGCUCCAGACCCAGGAGGAUGGCCACCUGCGCGCUGACUAUGCCACCGGCGACCAGGGUGGCUAUGUCAUCACCAUCAAGGACUCCAAGGGCUCCCAUGUUGCUGACUCCCCCUAUGAGGUGACUGUCGGCCCGCUGCCCGAUGCCGCCAACUCCAAGGCCUACGGCCCUGGUCUCGUGUCCCCGCCUGUUGCCAUUGAGACUCACUUCUUUGUCGAGGCUCGCAACACCAAGGGCGACCUGAUUGCCGCCCCCCCGGCCGGCGGUCUGGCCAAGUCCAAGGAGCCGGUCACGGUCACCGUCACUGCCCCGGAGACCGGUGCCGUCCUGCCCAGCUCCAUCGACGUCAACGAGGAGAGCAUCCGCAAUGUGGUCUUCUCCCCCGAGUCCCAGGGUGUGCACAUCGUCGAGGUCAAGGUCGGCGGUGAGCAUGUCGUUGGCUCUCCCUUCCAGGUCCCGGUCCGCAACAAGGCUUCCGGUGCCCAGUCCAAGGCCUACGGCCCGGGUCUGGAGGCCGGCAACACCGCCGGUGCCGAGGCCCAGUUCACCGUCGAGGUCUGCGACGAGGAGGGCAACGCCAUCCCCGUCACCGGUGUCGUCACCGAUGAGGCCACCGGUGCCCUGGCUCACGAUGCCGCUUCCGUGGUCGUGACCAACCCCGCCGGCGAGGCCGUCGCCGUUGUGCUGACCGCCAACGAGGAUGGCACUCGUGGUGCUGCCUACACCCCCAGCGAGAAGGGCACCUACGGUGUGGCCGUCGUUGUUGAUGGUGAGCCGGUCCCCGGGUCUGAGUUCACCGUGGCCAUCCUCGGCGCCCCGACCGGUGGUUCUUCCUCGGCCGAGGGUGUCGGCCUCGAGCGCCCGCUUGCCGGCCAGCCCGCCCCCUUCGUGGUCACUGUCCGCGAUGUGGAUGGCGAUGUGAUCCCCCUGCGCGCGGACCGCCCGGCCGAUGCCGAGCUGGUCAAGGUGGCCGUUCGUGACGCCGCCGGCCAGGAGGUCCCCUUCACUUCGACCAUCGCCGAGGACGGUACCGUCCAGGUGGAGUACCUCCCCCCGGCCGCCGGCAAGUAUGAGGUGGAUGUUCUCGUUGGCGAGGAGCAUGUCCCGGGCUCGACCUUCUCUCCGGAGAUCCGCCCCGACUAUGAUGCCAGCAAGUGCGAGGCCUUCGGCCCGGGUCUGGAGUCGGCCGCCGACCAUGUUGACACCGACUUCUUCGUGCGCGUGCGCGAUGCCGCCGGCAAUGAUGUUGCCUGCCUGCCGCUGGAGGAGGGCGUCACCGAGUCCGACACCAACCCCACCGGGCAUGUCAAUGUCAAGAUCACCGGUCCCGAUGGCGAGGAGGUCCCGGCCCAGCUGACCCCGGCCAGCGAUGGUACCAUGAAGGUCAGCUACGAGCCGACCUCCGUCGGUGAUCACCAGGUCGAGGUCCUGGUCAAUGGCGAUGGUGUCCCCGGUUCCGUGUUCACCGUUCCGGUGGGCUCUGGUGCCGAUGUGUCCAAGACCAAGGUCGAGGGCAAGGGCACCAAGAAGGCCGACACCGAGAACCCGACGGAGUUUGUGGUCACCCCGCGCACCGCUUCCAAGGAUGCUCGUCCGGCUGGUGCCGAUGAGAUCACCGCCACCGUCACCGAUGCCGACGGCGAGGACAUCCCGGCCACUGUCACCGACAACGGCGAUGGCACCUACACCGUGGCCUACCAGCCCACCAAGCCCGUCAACCAUGAGGUCGAUGUCAAGGUCAACGGCGAGACCGUUCCCAAGGCCCCGUUCAAGGUCAAGGUCAAUGUCGGUGCCGAUGCCAACAACUGCACCGGCGAGGGCAUGGGCCUGAACGCCCCGAUGGUCAACGAGGAGACCCACUUCUUUGUCAUCAAGCGCGACAAGAACAACGAGGUGGCUGCCUUCGACCCGGAGACCGACAACUUCACCUGCGAGAUUGUCGAUCCCAGCGGCAAGGCCGUCGAGGCUGCCCUGGUGAUUGUCGGCUCGGAGCAGCCUGCUGCCACCGAGGAGACCGAGGAGGCCGAGGCCACCGAGGAGGAGGCUGCUGCCCCUGCCGCCGCCGAGGAGACUGAGGAGACCGAGGGCGACGACUCGGCCGCCGCCACCGAGGCCGCCGACGAGCACACCGGUGCCUACCGCGUCACCUACACUCCCCUGGUCCCUGGCCGCCACACCAUCAAGCUUUGCAUCAACGGCAAGGCCAUCAAGCGCAGCCCCUUCCGCGUGAACGUCCGCAAGGCCGCCACCGUGUCCAUGAACGUCGAUGGCAUCAAGAUCAACGACGUCGCCGUCAAGAUCAAGGAGGGUACCUCUACCCACAUCAUCCACGAGCUUCCUGGCGGUCGCUUCCUGAAGAUUUCCUUCGAUGUCGGCCGUCCCGAGGAUGCCGACCCGUCCGACGAUGAGGAUGAGGUCGCCGGCGAGGAGGAGGAGGAGGAGCAGCAGCAGGAGGAGGCCGCCGCCCCGGCUGCUGCUGCUGGCUCCGCCGACGAGUCCGCCGCCGCCGAGGAGGCUGCCCCGACCGCCGAGGCCCCCAAGGAUGCCGCCCCGGCUGAGGCUGCCGCCGUUGAGGAGGAGAUUGCCGCCUAAUGGAGGGUGAGCUGGUCUCUCUCUGCCGCGCGCCGCCCAUGUGCGCAGGGGGGAGAGGAUGGGCGGAGGACGGGCGGACGAGGCGUGACAAUGUUGUUGUAGCCCUCCUCUCGAGGGCGGCGGCGGGGGGGG